Messenger RNA from Amphimedon queenslandica, 5862 nucleotides. RefSeq lists its product as uncharacterized. Lineage: Eukaryota; Metazoa; Porifera; Demospongiae; Haplosclerida; Niphatidae. The record is from RefSeq and is a predicted model, not a curated record. Bases 1334 to 5713 code for a protein of 1459 amino acids. Gene Ontology annotation, molecular function: G protein-coupled receptor activity; protein binding. Gene Ontology annotation, cellular component: membrane. The transcript is spliced from 18 exons. Gene Ontology annotation, biological process: G protein-coupled receptor signaling pathway; cell surface receptor signaling pathway.
UUGAACAUUAAUGUAACGUAUUUUUGUUCUAUAGUUUAUAUAUCCCUGUUUAUGCUGGAUACAUCUUAGUUGUUAAUACAUGUAGAUUGUGAUACUUUCCAUGGCAUUACUUAAUUCUUUUUUAGUUAUUAUAAUGUAUUUUUAUGAGCUCAGUCAUAAACUUUCCCCAUAGGAUAGCAUAUAUCAACCUCCUUUUGACAAAGACUAAACUGAAAAUAAUCUUCUAUAAAGUUUAUUCCUAAAGCCCAGAGUUGACUUUCACUGGCUAUGGUUGCAUGUGCAUAAUUAUACUUAUAUAGUAAACAUUAGGACACCUUUUCAUAUCAAUAUCAAUUAGAGUAUGUUGCUAUGUUGCUGCUGUACUUACAUAAUAGUACUAUUUAUGACAAAUGGACACUAUAUGCAUGCAUUCAUUUUCUUCUGAUAGAUAAUACAUCACACUACAGACCUUAUUGUUUGCUCCUGCAUGUACUAUUAGAAUCCUAUUUCCUUCACAUGACAAAAACUAAUAUAGUGACUUUUUUUGAUUACUGAUUGCGCUACUAAGAAAUGUUAUGAUUUGCAAUGAACAAUCAAAACUAAUGCCUCAAUUUGUUUCUGUUUCACAAGCAGAAAAGCAUCAUUUUAGUUGUUGGACCAUGACUAUAACAAACAAGAUAAUGGAAUCAAAUUUGUCAGUAUAUAUUAUUAUCAGCUAUAGACAUUUGUAGUUUUAUGUCUUUUGCCCUAAAAUUAUUAAGUUCAAUUAAAAUAGCUUGUCAGUAUUGUACUAACUUUAGGGAUUUUAGCAAGAGAUCUGUAACAUUUUAGUUACAAAAAAUUGAUUAAUUUUAAGCCAAAACUUGCUGUGUGCUGAAUUUAAAAAAUUAACUUUAGAUUUAUCUUUCUAAACUAUUCUAUUAACUAAUUUUCAAAAAUUGUCAUUUGCAGGACUUUUAUGUUCAUGAUCAUACUCUAUUUAAUAAUGUUUUGAAUAUUAUUAAUGAUUGUGAGAGUAAACAUCAAUUCCCUAUUCUAAACUAAAAAAGAACUAGUCACGUAUGCUAUAUGCUAUAUACAACUGCAGCCAUUUGUUGACUAUUUUAUUGAAGAGUAAAAAAUGUCACUGAUAGUGAUGAUCUUUUUGCUACUCCUUACAAAAGUCACUAGUCAUUGUUCAUCACCCUCAGGUAAGAUACUAUACUUGUAGAGAAGGUGUUUCAGGUGCUAGAAUUGAUGUCACUUGUAGCCAUACUAAGCAGUGCACUAAAGAAUGUGUGUUGCAAAACCUUUUCUGAUCCUAUGCAUGCAGCUACCAUUAGUUACAUGAUAUUCUUAUAUAGGUAUAUACUUGAUGUAUAGAGGAGAGUGCUAUCUCAAUGGAUCAUACUUUCAUGAUGUAGCCAUCAGAACACACUACCUAAUGUGUGUAGCCACUGGAUCUACUUUGAAUGGUGGACAGUGGGUUAGAGCUAUUGAUGGAAAUCCUGUUAUCUGUCACAGCAACAGUGACACUGAUCCAUUUCGCUGUGAUAGCCUUGCCUCACCAAAUGCUAGUCUAAGCCUGUACUUACCAAAUGGGCAAGCUCUUUUGCCUGAAAGAGAAGGAUUUUAUAAGUGCUGUUUACCUACUGGUUGUUUAGAUCCCAAUACUAAUGUUAUUACCGCUAACAUAUUCAGGUGGGCUCAGAUUGCUGGGAUCAAAUUUGAACUCCUUUCAGAUAUGACAAUGCUACCACAGCAAUAUGCAUUACAUGCCAUCAAGAUUGGUCGAAUGAAUCAUACAUUUUUACUAGCUGCUACUUGGUAUUAUGAGACUGGAGAUACUAGCAGCAACCUUACUAGUGUAUGCAAUGAACAAGAAUACAAUUGCACUGUUGGUUCUGGAGUACUAUUACAUACAAUUAAUGGAACAUAUGAUUAUAGUGUAACUAUUACAUGGAAUGGAGAGAAUAACAACAGAGGAAUAUUGAAUCAAGCAAACAGCAAUGGAGAUCAUGUAUUUAGAUUUUAUUUACAGUUUGGCAUUUCCCAUGAGAAUGUUGUUAGGAAUCGUUAUUAUACAGUUACAGUUCCUGCAUCAACUCCAUCUAAUUUAAGUGUCACUAGUGGAACAGCUUCAACCAUAUCACUUUCUUGGAAUGCACUUGGAUCAAUUGAUGCAGAUGGAUAUGUAGUCAAUGUUACCAUAGGCACAAGUAUCAUUCAGACAGUACAAAUAGAGGGAGGAAAUAGUAAUAAAACAACACUGAAGGGCCUAGCAUCUGGAACCAUCUACAGCAUAACUAUAAGAGCAUAUCAGCAAUUACUGGGACCAGCCAGUAGUGCAAUAUUGGGGCAAACAUUACCAGUUGUUGGAGUUGCUGUUGUCAAGAAGAGUGGACAAAGCAUAUCAUUUAACUGCACUGCUAAUGGUAUACCAACACCUACCAUAGUAUGGAUGAAAGACGGACAAUUAAUUGUUCCAAACAAGAAAAGGAGUAUAUCAGUACAGUUAUCUGCUGGAUUCCAUUCAAACAAUAGUUCAAAUAUAAGUCAAGUCACUAGCAACUUGACAAUUAGUGAUCUUACUGGAUCUGAUAAUGGCAGUUAUUUUUGUAGAGCUGAUAAUAAUGCAAAUAUUGGAACUGUAUUGAAUACAUCUUACCAACUGGCAGUUAUAGAAUCUCCACUGACUAAUUUUUGUCUCAGCUCUCCUUGUGUAAAUGGUGACUGUCAAAGCUUGUCUGAUGCCUACUAUUGUUUGUGUUCAGAGACACAUACUGGAAAAAACUGCCAAGAAAAAGUCACAAUCAAGAUUAAACCAAAAAUUACUGAGCCACCACAGACGACAACAGGUGAACUUUACUCUCCAGUAAAUCUCACUUGUAAAGCUACUGGUUCACCAUUUCCAUUAAUUCUCUGGUACAAAGACAAAAAGUUAUUUGUUAACAGAAAUUCCAACCCUUCUAUACUGGUAUUUGCUGAACUGACACUGAAUGAUAGAGGAAUCUAUCAUUGUGAAGCUAGUAACAUUAUUGAUGGAAGAAAGAUGUCAGCUAAUUCUUCUUCUGUAGUACUCAAUAUAACAAAUGUGGUACAAUACAAAGCAGAAAUGCAUCUUUCUACAAAUUCCUAUGUGGGAACAAAUGACUCAAUGGAAAACACAAAGCAGUUGAUGAUACAAAGUAACAAUUACUUAUCAGGUAGCAAUAUUAGUGACACUUCAUUGUUUUACAUCAAAAUACAACUAAACCCUGAUGAACUUAGCCUUGGAACUAACAAUGAUAGUUUACUAGUUGUGGUAACAUUGGUAACACAAAAAGGUCAAGGUGACAAAAUCCUAUUAAAUGGUGUAAGGCAUGUAUUGAAUUUUAUUCAGCAAUUUGCUCUGCCAACAUUUGUCACUACUGUUGAGAGAUUUGAUGGCUGUCCUUCAAAUUUUACAAUCAUUCCUUCUCAUUCUGGUAACCCAAACCUUACCAUCACUAUUGUUUGGCCUGAAACUAAUAUUGGUGUACUAGCAGUGGUUGAUUGUCCAUGUGGUACUAAUGGCACAUCAGGUGGUGGUAAGCUACAAGCUACACGUUAUUGUGGAGGUGAUUUUACUAAUGGAGCAGUUUGGGAUGCACCUGAUGUAAUGAGAUGCAAUUUCAGUGACUUAGCUAGAACUCUUUGCCAUCUUAAAGAUUUACCAGUUGAAGAAAGGAUAAAUGAGCUUGAGGCAUUAACUAGUGACAGCAGUGCACUAGGACCUACUGAAGUUGCUGCAAGUAUAAGUGCAUUAGUUUCUGCUACCGGUGAGCUUGAAGGAAAUAUAACAUUAACAACAACUUUUCUUGAUACUGUUGAUAACAUUUUAGUUGUAAAUCAGGAAGUUUUACAAAAAAGUCAGGAAUCAUCUAACACCUCUUCAAGGAUAUUAGAUGCUAUAGAGAAUGUAGUUGGUGACAUUAAUAUCACCAAUUCUUCAGAGCCAGUAGUCAUUGCGCGGAAUCAUUUUGCAGUUUUAGUCCAGCAAAUUGAUCUUAAAGAGUUAAAUGAAUCAAGUCAAGUGUUCAGUGUAAAUAUUGGUGACUUUGCCACACAAAAUAUCAGCUGGGAUGAUCUAUCAUUUGGAAGUAACUCAGUCUCUCCACCAACUGGCUCUAUUCAGUUACCUAGCAAUCUUCUCUCUUCUUUAUCUAAUAAUUUGUCUGAUGAUAGUAAAAUUGCUUAUGCUGUUUUUGUGACUGAUUCACUCUUUCUGAGACGUAAAAUUAACUAUUGGACGGUCGGUAGUAUCAUCAUAUCAGCCAAUGUGGUGGGAAUUGGGCCAGUUAAAGGUCUUAAAUCUCCUGUUAAUCUUACUUUUCAGCUAAAUCCAGACAUCAAUGGAUCAUUUCCACAGUGUAGUUUCUGGAAACAAUCAUUAGAUAAUGGAUAUGGUGAUUGGUCUAAUGAUGGAUGUAACACUUCAGUGGAUCCUAAAUAUGUAACAUGUCAUUGUGAUCACUUGACUAAUUUUGCUGUAUUACUGGAUGUUUCUCUAAAUAAUGAACCAACUGAAAGAACAGAGUUGACAUUGUUUCUUGAUUCAAUAUCAUAUGUUGGUAUCAUGGUGUCCAUUGUUUGUCUUAUCAUCACUAUAAUAUCUUACCUCUUAAGCAAGAAGCUAAGGUCAUCUGAUCAUGGUCAACUACUCCUUAAUCUUUGUUUUGCUCUUUUGGGCCUCUAUCUCUCAUUUAUUGUAGCUCUUCAUAGCAAAAACAUAAAUAUUUUUUGUGCCUUCUCUGGUGCUGUUCUUCAAUAUUUUUUUCUUGUCACUUUUAUUGUGAUGGCUGCUGAAGCUAUUCAUCUAUAUAUUAAACUUGUCAUAGUUUUAGGUCGCAAAAUAGAGAACUAUGUUCUGAAGGCAACUGUGGUAUCAUGGAUUGCUCCAGUUUUUGUUGUGCUGUUUUGCUUUUCUCCAGACUACAAGAGCUACAUCAGUGAUCCUCCAAAUUUUUGCCGUGCCUUCAGAGCUCCAUUUUAUAUCGGUAUGGUGGUUCCUUUUGUUAUUAUCUAUCUGUUCAACUGCAUCAUAUUUGUUGUCAUCAUGGUUUCUCUUUUGCAUAAAACACACUCAUUAAAACUGAAUGAUGCAAAAAUGAAGAAAGAUAAAGAUUCAAAGUCUUUUUUAAAGCAACAAUUGAUAAGAGCAAUCACUCUCUCCAUCCUCUUUGGCUUAGGCUGGGGACUUGGACUGCUUGUCACUGAGGACAUUUAUACCAGCGAAACUCUACGUGAUUUAAUAGCUUCUGUUUUUGUUAUUUUGACUGGAUUUCAUGGGCUUUUUCUUCUUAUAACGUACUGUCUACGCUCUGAAGAAGCUCGCCAUGUCUGGAAAAAUAUUCUCUUUUGUGGAAAAGAUAAGGAAUUCAGCAAGCUUUCCUUAUCAAAUUUAAAUAAAACUUGGAAAAAAUCUCCUAACACUACAAAAAUAUCUUAUAAUUUGGCAACCUCGCUGAAAAAAGAUCAAGCUGAAGAAGGUAGUCAAAUGAGAUCAUAUGAGUACACCAAAAAGAACGAGACAGGAAAAAAAGAAGUACAUAAAGAUGAAGGCAAUUUUGAUUUAAACAACCCAAAUGAUGGACAAGCUACUUUAAGGUUUUAUGCCAAAAAAUACAAUGAUAACGAAGCUCAAUUUGAUAUUCUAAAUGAUGAGAGCAGUGAAAGUGAGGUUGAGAUGGAUGAAAAAAACUGUGAAAAAUAUCACCAAAAUAAACACUGCUGAGGUCAAGUUAAAGAUUAACAAACAAUCCUUAAUUAGAUACAUGUCAUUCUUGUUUGUAUUGUAAACUGCUUUAUCCCUAAUUAUAUGUAGAUCUGUAGAUUAGCUACUAUAAAUUUUUAUCAAGUUAUUGUAAGAUAUGUAUACAAUAA